This is a messenger RNA of Ceratosolen solmsi marchali, 2183 nucleotides long. RefSeq names its product cytosolic carboxypeptidase 1. Bases 4 to 2172 code for a protein of 722 amino acids. The record is from RefSeq and is a predicted model, not a curated record. Gene Ontology annotation, molecular function: metallocarboxypeptidase activity; zinc ion binding. Gene Ontology annotation, biological process: proteolysis; protein side chain deglutamylation; C-terminal protein deglutamylation. Lineage: Eukaryota; Metazoa; Arthropoda; Insecta; Hymenoptera; Agaonidae. The transcript is spliced from 11 exons.
CUGAUGAAUAUACAAUACGUAGAAAAUAAAUUAGUGAUGCAAACAGUAUAUGAGACUAUAUGGAUUUUAAGCAAGAUUGUGGCAAAAGAUAAAAAUUUUACUACUGAAGUAAAAUCUUUGAAUGCAACAGAAAUGUUUCUUAGUAUUUUGAAAUUGUAUUAUAAUAAAAAUAAAAUAUUAUUUCCUAGUCUAACAAUAAUAAAAUAUUUGACGAAAAAUGAAAUAUGUUGUACAAUAUUAGUGAAAGCUGGCAUAGUACAAGAAAUACUGAAAAUAUUUACCAAUUGGAAGGGAUUGAAUAGUCAAUUACAUUUAAAAUUAAGUAAAAAUGUUAUUAUUACCAUACAACAUCUUAUUAAACAAGAAACUGGUAGAAAAUCUAUAAAUUCUGAAAAUGGAUUACAAUUAUUGUAUCGAUUUUGUAUCAAUUUUCCCGAAGAUAAAGUUUACGAUUCAUUAUUGUUACGUGUUUACAAAAUUAUAAAUCAAUGCCUUAACAAAAUUAAGUUGCCUGUACCUGAAAUAUCACCAAUGAAAUUUAUGUUCCAAGAUCAUUUUCUUACAAAAUUAGAACAUGUGCAAGAUAUAUGUAAUUCCCAUACAAAGCAAGUAUGUCGAGAAAAAUUACUGGCUUGCAUAAACAGAGUUAUACAGCCAAUCACUAUGUACAAAACUGUUUAUGAUUUGGAUGCUUUAAUCUCGAAUUUAACAAGAUGGAAUCAUUCUAAUAAAUUACUCAAAAAUUAUGAUAAAGUAAAAAUAAAGAAGCUAAAUAAAGAUAAUACGCAUCUGCAUUUCGAAAGUAGAUUUGAAAGUGGAAAUCUUCGCAAAGCUAUUCAAAUUGGUCCAAGAGAAUAUGAGCUAAUUUUAACACCUGAUGUAAAUAGCAGCUCGCAACAUCAAUGGUUUUAUUUUAGAAUUUCAAACAUGGAAGCCGGACAUUUAUAUACUUUUAAUAUUAUCAAUUGUGAGAAAUCAAAUUCUCAGUUUAAUUUUGGAAUGCAACCAAUUUUAUUUAGUGUCAUUGAAGCAUUAAAUGGACGUACUGGCUGGGUCAGAAAAGGAAAAGACAUUUGUUACUAUCAAAAUUAUUAUUAUAAACCUAAUAGUAGAGAAAAUUAUUUUACAAUAUCUUUUAGUCUUAUUUUUCCUCAUUCAUAUGACAUUUGUUAUCUAGCGUAUCAUUUUCCUUAUACCUAUAGUCAACUUAUAACAAGUAUUUGGAAGUGGUUACAUACUGUCGAUAGUACAUUGAUUUAUUUUCGUGCAGAUAAACUUUGCGAUACUCUUAAUGGUAACGAAAAUCCACUUCUUACUAUUACAUCUCCUGAUUCAUUUAAAAAUCCUAUACAUAAAAGGAAAGUUAUUUUUCUUACUUCAAGAGUUCACCCUGGUGAAAGUAAUGCAUCAUGGAUUAUGCAUGGAACAUUAGAAUUCUUACUAGGAAAUUCUAUUUAUGUGUCUAGUUUAAGAGAUGAUUAUGUUUUUAAAAUUAUUCCUAUGCUUAACAUUGAAGGAGUUAUAAACGGAUGUAAUCGAUACGGUCUAACAAAAGAAGAUUUAAAUCGCUGUUGGAGUAGCCCAAAACGAUAUCGACAUCCAACAAUUUACCACACAAAAAAUUUACUUGAAUAUUGCAAUCGAAUUUUAAUGAUUUCACCAUUCAUUUUUGUAGAUUAUCAUGGACAUUCUCGUAGAAAGAACGUAUUUCUUUUUGGUUGUUCAAAUUCCGAAUCUUGGAACUCUGUUGAUCAAAAAUUAUCAAACGAAUCUUUUCAAUAUAUGAUAUUGCCACAUCUUAUGCGAAAGAAUUCACCAGUUUUUGCACUAUCGUUAUGUUCUUUUAAAGUAGAAAAAAAAAAAGAAUCGACAGCAAGAGUUGCUAUUUGGCGUGAAUUUGGUGUUGUCAGGAGUUAUACAUUGGAAAGUAGUUUUUGUGGUUGCGAUCAAGGACCUCUGGCUGGCUAUCAUCUUAAUAUAAAACAUUUACAAGAUGUUGGUCAAGAUUUUUGUAAAACUUUGGGAUUGUUGAAAUACCCAGAAGAGCUUGAAAACAUCGAUAAAUCUAAGAUAUACGACUGCUGCCCUUUACAAUGUAUGAAAAAAUCAAGUAUUUUUCGCAAUUGUAUUCAAGAUAGACAUGCAAAACAACAUAUUUUAGAUUUUUUCUAACCUCAUAUAUG